Molecule: messenger RNA, 1511 nt
Organism: Brachypodium distachyon (stiff brome)
Lineage: Eukaryota; Viridiplantae; Streptophyta; Magnoliopsida; Poales; Poaceae
Exons: 3
Coding region: 1-1221 (406 amino acids)
Source: RefSeq, a predicted model, not a curated record
AUGGUUACACAUGGGCCCCCAUUCCCAGGAUCUGCUAAUACGUCAAGCUCUCUCAAUCGGCAUUUCAUUUCCAACCCAACCGCCAACAGGCAACAGCAGUGGAAAGGGCGACGGCGGCAGCUCUACGAUUCGCUCUCCCCGGCGGCAAGAUCAGCACAUCCUCACGCUCAUAUCUGGUUGUACUCUGGACGAUGGCAGAUAAACGUGCCUGAACCGCUGCCUCUGCUCGCGCUCCCUAACGGCACCUUCUACAGCCUCCCCUGCACCAAGAACUUCCACUUCCCCGGCUGCGGCUUUGCUGGCUUUAAGAGCGCUUGUGGCAGCUGGCUCGUCUUUCCACGGGACGAUGGAUGCUUCUUGGUGAACCCUUUGUCCAGAGCCACAGUGACGCUCCCUGCUCUGUCCAGCGUUAGGAUCUGUCCUCCUGAUGCUGAUCUGAGCCAGGUACCUGUGGACCCUCCUGUGUUCACAUGGCUGCACAUAAAGGACAAGACUCUUGACUUGCGCAAGCUAAUGAUGUGUUCGCCAAACCUCGUCGCUGCGUUCGUCAACCAUCAUGGUGUGGGUCAAAUUCUAGUGUGCCAGCCAUGGGCAUCCUCGUGGUCAGUGCAAGCCAACGAUACGUGUAAGGGGUUUGUUGACAUGGCACUCUACCAGGGCAAGCUCUACACCCUUUCUCACCAUGAGCACCUCUGUGUGGUGAACAUCAGCCAGGACGAAACCACCUGGGAUCCACAGGUUUUUCGGAAUGAACAGGUCAUCAAGGGUGAUACCUUUUCUAUACUAAUGGAGGAAAAAAGAACCGGGGUCACUAAAAAGCUCUAUCUGGUUGAAUCACGUGGUGUGUUGCUAAUGGUGUGCAGGGAGGUUUGCUGUACGUGGGUACUCGAUAAGCUUGUGGCUGGACGAAACAAGUUUGAGGUGUUUGAAGCUGACUUCAAGCGGUCUCGGUGGGUCAAUGUGAUGACCCUAGGGGACGACCAGGUGCUUUUUCUAGGCCAAAGGUGUUCCAAGGCUGUACCUGUUUCUCAGUAUGAGAUGACAGGAGACCGCAUCUUCUUCUUUGAUGAUGAUGAGUAUUACGAUCGCUAUACUUACGAGGGCGAGAAUGCAUCCAUCGGCGUGUAUGACAUGAAAGACCAAGAGGUGUCCAUCCUUUCAACAGUCUCUUGGAAGCGUGACGGGAUGCGUCUGGCAACAUGGCUAUUCCCUCAGGACUGAAGUGAAAGUGUUUCUGGGAAAUCUCUUCAGUGCAGCACUAUAUGUCUGGACGUGUUAUAGUAUUUAUAUGGUUACUAGGCAAGCUGCUGGAUGCUGCUUUAUAUAAGGUGGUUAAGUUGUUAACUUUGUUAUGAUCUAUCUGUGCAAGCUGGUCCAUGCAUCAACACUUACUAUCUGACUUUUUGUGUGCAAUGAGCAAGGGCUCGAUGACUGAAGUUUGUGUUAUGCUCGUCCUGUGAACAUGUGAUACUUUAGUAUGAUGAAUUAUGUGCUGGUGUGGUUUAUCUUGA